AGCUGAUGGAAGUGAAAGAGAAAUGUCAAGAACUGAAUGAAGUGGAUGAGAAACUUCAGUGUCAGGAACAUCAUGAUUUCACAACUGGAGGAAAAUCUUUGAGUUACUCAAAGACUAAGAAGAAUCUAUCACCAGAAAAGCAUAAAAGAAAAGCAUCCAAAAAUACUUUCACCUGCUCACAGUGUGGAAAGAUUUUCUCAAAUAAAAGCCGGCUUAAUAAACACAUGAAAGUUCAUAUUGGAGAGAAACCUUACACGUGCCAUCAGUGUGGGAAAAGUUUUGCAUAUACAGUUUGUCUCAAAGGUCAUCUCCGCUUUCACUCUGGAGAGAGACCAUUUGAAUGUGACAAGUGUGGUAAAACAUUUGUUUUGAAUUCAAGCCUAAGAAAGCCUCUAAAAACAGAUGAGAAGCCUUACAAGUGUUCUUUUUGUGGAAACUGUUUUGCACACCUGUCCUAUUUGAAAAUGCACCAGAAAAUACAUAGCGGUGUAGGGGUUCAUAUGUGCUUUGAAUGUGGGAAGAGGUUUAUUACAGCCAGCCUCUUGAAACAGCACCAAAGAAUUCAUGCUGGAGAAAAAACAUACAAGUGCGCACACUGUGGAAAGAGUUUCAGUCUGUCACAAAACCUGAAAAAGCAUGAGAGAAUCCAUACUGGAGAGAAACCAUACAAGUGCUCACACUGUGACCAGAGUUUCGCUCAGUCAGAAGACCUGAAAACACACAAGAGAAUCCAUACUGGAGAAAGACCUUACAAAUGCUCACACUGUGGAAAGAGUUUCAAUCUGUCACAAAACCUGAAAAAACACAAGAGAAUCCAUACUGGAGAAAAACCUUACAAGUGCUCACACUGUGAAAAGAGUUUCACUCAGUCACAUCACUUGAAAACACACGAGAGAAUCCAUACUGGAGAAAAACCUUACAAGUGCUCACACUGUGAAAAGAGUUUCACCCUGUCACAAAGCUUGAAAACACACAAGACAAUCCAUACUGGAGAAAAACCUUACAAGUGCUCACACUGUGAAAAGAGUUUCACCUGGUUACAUUGCCUGAAAAAACACGUGAGAAUCCAUACUGGAGAAAAACCUUACAAGUGCUCGCACUGUGGAAAGAGUUUCACUCAGUCACAAGACCUGAAAACACAUGAGAGAAUUCAUACUGGAGAAAAACCAUACAAGUGCUCACACUGUGAAAAGCGUUUCACUUGGUUACAUUGUCUGAAAACACAUGAGAGAAUUCAUACUGGAGAAAAACCUUACAGGUGCUCACACUGUGAAAAGAGUUUCACUCAGUCAAAAGACCUGAAAACACAUGAGAGAAUUCAUAGUGGUGAAAAACCUUACAAGUGCUCACACUGUGAAAAGAGUUUCACUCACUCACAUAACCUGAAAACACACAAGAGAAUUCAUACUGGAGAAAAACCUUACAAGUGCUCACACUGUGAAAAGAGUUUCACUCAGUCACAAAACUUAAAAAAACAUGAGAGAAUCCAUACUGGAGAAAAACCAUACAAGUGCUCACACUGUGAAAAGAGUUUCACUUGGUUACAUUGCCUGAAAAAACACCAGAGAAUCCAUACUAGAGAGGAACCGUUCAUGUGCUCACACUGUGAAAAGAGUUCCACUCGGUCACAAGACCUGAAAACACACGAGAGAAUCCAUACUGGAGAGAAAUCAUACAACUGCUCUUCAUGCGGGAAAAGUUUCAGGGCUGCAAGUUAUCUAGAUAGACAUGCAAAAAGAAUUGCCCAAGUAGACACAUUGAACAAAAAUCAUCUUCAGGUCCAGCAAGAUUAAGUAAAUAGUUGGAAAGAUGAACCCAAAGAUGGAAUUUUUCCAAACUGAGUAGCAUCCUCUAAGAAAAUUAGUGGUUUCCUUUGUGAACGAUUCAGUCUUUUUAAACCAAUCCUUUAAGUGAACUAAUCGUUCUCGUUCACCUCCAUACACUGACUUAGACUUGGGGUGCAUUGCGACGGCCUCCUCUUUGGCGCCCCCCCACAGGUGGUGCCCUAGGUGACUGCCUAGUUCGCCUACGCCUAGAAACGGCCCUGCUGUUCAGUCACAGUUCAGGACAGCAUGGCAGCAGUCUGGUUGGAUGUUUAUCUGUUAACUGUUUGGCCAAGUUUUUUACUUGCUAAAAUACUUGGAUAUAUUUUCUGGUAGGGUUUUUGAAGUUUAUAAUGCUUUUCAUGCUUUUAUGAAUUGAACAUUACUCAUGUGUUUACUGCUUCCGAUGUAUCUACAUUUUCCAGGGAAAAUUCCUGUAAUAUGUUUACUGACAUUCAUGACGUCUGAUAAUUUAAUAAUAUUGCUGUUGUUUUGAGUCUUCCUAAGUGUGUGCGUGCGCACACCACCGUUUUCUAAUUUUUUACCCCAGUCACAUAAAUGCUCAACUUAUCACUUUCCUUUGUCCUUUUAGCUAAUAGUCUGUUAAAAAGCCACUAAAAGUUUCUACAUGGUAGUUUCCCAUGAAAUGUAUAAACAUCUCAAGUUGUUUAUAAUGUACCAGUUUUAUAGCAAUGUAUGUAUUAAUUUGUAUAGUGUGUUACCUUGAAACUAUUAUAUUGCACAUUUCUGCAUAUUUUAAUGUUUAAUAAAGUAUAUUUUGUC
This is a messenger RNA of Myxocyprinus asiaticus (Chinese sucker), 2606 nucleotides long. Its product is annotated as zinc finger protein 271-like. Bases 6 to 1793 code for a protein of 595 amino acids. The record is from RefSeq and is a predicted model, not a curated record. Lineage: Eukaryota; Metazoa; Chordata; Actinopteri; Cypriniformes; Catostomidae. Gene Ontology annotation, molecular function: RNA polymerase II cis-regulatory region sequence-specific DNA binding; DNA-binding transcription factor activity. Gene Ontology annotation, biological process: regulation of transcription by RNA polymerase II. The transcript has a single exon.